This is a messenger RNA of Myzus persicae (green peach aphid), 1540 nucleotides long. RefSeq lists its product as uncharacterized. The record is from RefSeq and is a predicted model, not a curated record. Bases 149 to 1018 code for a protein of 289 amino acids. NCBI's taxonomy places the organism in Eukaryota, Metazoa, Arthropoda, Insecta, Hemiptera, Aphididae. The transcript is spliced from 2 exons.
CGUUUUACGUCGGUCGCUUAUCGCAGUUACCGCUUUACAAUUGUUAUCUAACCGCAUAUAGUGCUAUAUCGUUGCCGUUGUGCUCGCGUUUCAUUUCCAUAUUAAUUAGCACCUAUAUCCCAUUAAUCACGUACAUAAUCUAUACAUAAUGUCUAUUUGUAAUAGCUGUUCUACUGCUAUUACAUCAAGAUCCUUGUCCAUUUCUUGCAAUGAUUGCAAAUUACCGUGGCAUGCAAAAUGCCAAAAACUCACAAAAGAAGACAUUGCAUUUUAUAACGAUGAAGGCUCAUACUGGAGAUGUCACAAGUGUUCGGCAGAAAAAAGAGCUUCUCUACGAAUUGAUAACCAAAUUAAUGAUGAUAAUACAAAUCUCUCCGAUAUUAAGGACAUUAUAUUACAACUCAAAGAUAGUUUUGAAAUGUUUAAAAAAGAAACCGGGAACAACUUCGAUCUUAUAAACAAAAAAAUUAAUAUGAUUGAUAAAAUCAUAACAGAUAAUCAAAAUAUGAAAACCCAAAUCAAUACUCUAGAAAGCAAAAUUGAAUUCCUUGAACGUCGUUUGAUUAAUAAUGAAAUUGUCAUUGACGGUGUUCCAGAAAAUAAAUUAGAAAAUUGCUACGAAAUAGUCAAAAACAUCGGUACUCAACUUAAUAUUAAAAUUACAGACCCUAUGAUUAAUGACUGUCACAGAGUUGGUCGUACACAAAAUAAUCUUACAAGAAGAAUAGUGGUUGGAUUCACAAGUCACCAAGAUAAAGUAAAAAUAUUAGACUCUCGUAAAAUAAUAAGGAAUCUGUCCACAAAGAAUAUUGGUAUAGAACCUGAAGUGUCAAUAUACAUAAGAGAAAAUUUAACAUCAAAAAGCAGUUUCCUAUUCAAACUAGCUCGAGACUUCCGCAAUCAAUACAACUAUAAAUUCGUCUGGACUAAAAACGGGCAGAUUUUCCUCCGCAAAAAUGAGUCAGAGAAAAUAAUCAACGUGGCCAAUGAAGAGGCGUAUUGUUAUCGACGGACUUGACUUGAAAUUUAAACUGAUGCCAUAAAGAUAACGAAAACGUGACAUCCGUGAUGAUAUACAACCGAUAGACGGACGGCAAUUAUAUUAUAGCAGAUAUACCAGGGGUCUCCAACCUAUUUUAUUCGAGGGCCACAGAAACUAUCGAAAGCUCUUAUGGCGAGCCAAAAGUGUAGAAACGCGUCAUAUUAUAAUUUUUAAUUUAAUAGAAAUAUAAAAAAUGUAUAGAAAUUAUAAAUACUUAAAAAAAAUGGUUCUUAUAACAUACUUACUUAAAUCUGCUUAGUUAUAAAAUUAUAGGAGGUAAUAUUGACACGUGCGCGAUACCAAUUUUAGAUAUUGUACACAUAUUUGAGAUUAUUUACUGUCCUUUAGGGAGCCGGUUAAAAUUUGUUUUCGGGCCUUACUUUGGAGACAUCUGUAGUAUACAGUCAUUACAGUCGUAAUUUACACACCUAUUACCUGCGAAAUAUUUACAAUAAUAUUAUGAAACAAAAUAUGUUAAAUAAUGAUGGAUAUAAUUUG